Messenger RNA from Brassica napus (rape), 2085 nucleotides. Its product is annotated as F-box/LRR-repeat protein At3g59250-like. The transcript is spliced from 3 exons. The record is from RefSeq and is a predicted model, not a curated record. Gene Ontology annotation, molecular function: protein binding. The coding region runs from base 493 to 1875 and encodes 460 amino acids. NCBI's taxonomy places the organism in Eukaryota, Viridiplantae, Streptophyta, Magnoliopsida, Brassicales, Brassicaceae.
CUUAAAUUAUUAUUUUUGACGUGCAAGCAUUUUUUUAAAAAUCAUCGGUUCGUGUAUAAAUGCAGGGAAUUGACCAAGAUUGGUAUCAAUCUCAACAGCAAAAAAACAAAAAAAAAAGGAAAUAAAUCUGAAUUUAUGGGAAACUGAUUGCUGUUGAAAGUAAUUUAUACUUAUAUAUAAUUAUCGUUUCCAUAAUCCUUUGUUUGUAUCAUAAAUUGAAUCUUUCUAUUAAUUGUAACGUAUCAUUAUUCAUUAUGUAAGGGAGAAUAUAUAUAUAUAUAUAUAUACAUUUGAACGUGGUCAGUGUUUUCUUUAAAAUACGAAAAUGAUGGCUUCUCUGCACUAAAAACUCACACAAGUGAGUUCCCACAACUCUUCUUUUGAUCUUGUAAUUCUGUAGCCAUUUUCUUUUGUGGUUCUUGUUCAUAUAACACAUUCAAAAUCAUGUCAUGUUGUUUUCUAUGUAGGUUAUAACUGUUGAGAUCUGUCACUAUGAUCAGUUCCAAGAAGAUGGAUAGAAUCAGCAAUCUACCAGAAGCUCUGAUUAGCCACAUAUUGUCAUUCCUCCCCACAGAAGAGUCUGCUUUGACUUCAGUUCUCUCUAAAAAGUGGCGGUAUCUGUUUGCUGACAGACCAAACCUUGACUUCGAUGGCUCGGGCAUACGUUCUCAUCCUGAUACGUGCGAAUGGGAAAUGGCUGACACUCUGAGAGUCUUUACUCGUUUUGUGGAUAGAGUGUUGGUGUUGCAAGGGAACUCCACUUUAGACGAUUUCUCUUUAAAGUGUGGACAUGGUGUUGAUCCAGUCUGUGUCACAAACUGGAUACUAAAUGUGUUGGAACGUGGUGUAUCGGAUCUUGAUUUACACUUCAACCUGGUUGGAGUUUGUCUCCCUUCAGAGGUCUUUAUGAGCAAGUCACUGGUGAGGCUGAGGAUAGAAUCCCAAAACGUUAUACCCAUGGAUGUGGAAGAUGUGUUUCUUCCAAAGCUUGAGACUCUUUACCUCAACAAAGUCAUGUUAGGUAAUUGUGGAGAUUGCUUUGAAAAGGUUACUUCUGGUUGUCACGUCCUUGAAGAGUUAGUUCUGAUUAAUGUCUACUCUGAUUUUUGGAACCGUUCUGUGUCUUCCAAAACCCUCAAGAGACUGAUCCUAUCUUGUAUAGACUAUGAUAAAAAUCCUGAUAGCGUUUCAUUUGAUACGCCCAAUGUUGUCUUCUUGGAGUACUAUGAUUACGUAGCGGGCAAGUAUCCAAAGGUCAAGUUUAAUUCACUUGUUGAAGCUAGUAUCGACCUUGCAAUGACAAGUGAGCAGCAUGGACUUUCAAGCUAUGAACAUUUGGUGGGCGAUGUAACAGAUUUUCUCGUGGGAAUACGCAAUGUUCAGACCCUUAACAUAUCUGCCAACACUCUUGAGGUUCUUACUUUCUGCUGUGAUCAUAUACCUGUAUUCCACAACAUGAUUGGUUUAACUAUUCAGACACGCAAAUCAGGAUGGGAAUCAUUGCCUGCUUUAUUCAAGAAAUGUCCAAAUCUUGAAACCUUGGUGUUUGAUGGACUCAGCCACACAUUUACAGUCAAGUGUAUGGAUGUUGAUGGGUGCCUAUGCAAGUUUUCAGGGGAGGUUCCUACUUGCUUAUCAUCAAGUCCAGUGAAGGUUUUGAAGAUUCUGAGAUUUGGUGAUUCUGGUGUAGAAAAAGAGACAGAUCUUAUCAAGCACUUCCUAGAGACAAUGCCGCAGCUUGAACAGCUGAUGAUAUACUACGAUACAUUGUUUGAUGAUAGUGUGAUUGAACUGUCAAGUGAACUUAAGAGCUUUCCUACAAAAGCUUCACCAAGUUGUGAGAUCCAAGUAAUCUUUGGUGACCCCAGCAGCUAAACCAAGAUUCUCUCCUCUUCUUUCUACCUUUUUGCUUUCAAGUUUUUGUGACUUUGUGUUUGAUGAUUUGUGCUUUUUAUUGAGACUGCUGGAUUAUCUUUGGCUUUUCGUUUUGGUUCUUAGUUUGAGUGGCUUGUUUGCCAUACAAAUCACUCAUAAUAAUAAACUUUCUGAAAAAUUGCAUUGUUAUUGUGUGAAUAUGUGAACAUA